Molecule: messenger RNA, 1773 nt
Organism: Paramisgurnus dabryanus
Lineage: Eukaryota; Metazoa; Chordata; Actinopteri; Cypriniformes; Cobitidae
Gene: viml
Product: vimentin like
Biological process (GO): intermediate filament organization
Cellular component (GO): cytoplasm; axon; intermediate filament
Molecular function (GO): structural constituent of cytoskeleton
Source: RefSeq, a predicted model, not a curated record
UUCUUCUCAGUUUGAGACAGCCGUCUAAAGCGACACUAAAGUUUAAUAAUUCCUACAAAGAGGACUUUAGACGUCCAAUAUGUCCACCUCCUCAUACAGAAAGCGUUUUGGAGAUGUCACCCGAAGCAACGAGUAUUGCAGCCGCGAGUUCUUGAGACCGGUGCGUGCGUCCCGGGGGCCGUUUGGUGUCUCCGCAGCUCCGGGGAUUUACGCGACCAGGAGCUCCAAGGUCCGUAGCAGCCGAGUGACCCAGGACAACCUGGACUUUAAUCUCUCCGAUGCUUUAAACGCGGAGUUCAAGACGAAUCGCAUGAACGAGAAGACGCAGAUGCAAUCGCUGAACGACCGCUUCGCCAGUUACAUAGAGAAAGUGCGCGUUCUGGAGCAGCAGAAUAAGAUGCUGAUAGUGGAGCUCGAGCUGGUGCGCGGCAACAGGUCAUCGCGCGUCCCCGAUCUAUAUGAAGAAGAGAUGCGCGAACUACGGCGACAGGUUGAUCAGCUGACCACGGAGAAAACACGCGUGGAAAUGACACGAGACAAUCUGGCUGAAGAUAUAGAGCGACUCAGAGAGAAACUGCAAGAUGAAAUUCUUCAACGCGAGGAAGCUGAGAACAACACAAGAAGUUUCAGACAGGAUGUGGAUAAUGCGGCUCUUGCUCGCGUAGAUCUGGAAAGAAAGGUGGAAUCACUACUGGAGGAGAUCGUCUUCCUGAGAAAACUUCAUGAAGAAGAGCUGGCCGAGCUGCAGGCACAGAUCCAGGACCAGCAGAUGCACGUGGACAUGGAUUUGGCUAAACCUGACCUAACAGCUGCUCUCAGAGAUGUUAGAUCUCAAUAUGAGAACCUGGCCACCAAAAACAUCAAUGAGUCGGAAGAGUGGUACAAAUCAAAGUUUGCUGAUCUGACAGAGGCGGCCAACCGGAAUAAUGAGGCUCUGCGAUUGGCCAAGCAGGAGGCCAAUGAAUAUCGCCGACAGGUGCAGGCGCUCACCUGUGAGGUGGAUGCUCUUAAGGGUGCUAAUGAAUCUCUGGAGCGUAAGAUGAGGGAAAUAGAGGACACAUUUGCAAUGGAGUCGUCUUGUUCACAGGAUAAUAUUGCUUGUCUGGAAGAGGACCUACAUAACAUAAAGGAUGAGAUGGCGAGACACCUUCAUGAGUAUCAGGAUUUGCUCAACAUCAAGAUGGCCCUGGACAUCGAGAUCGCCACCUACAGGAAACUUCUGGAGGGAGAGGAGAGCAGAAUUGCAACACCUCUUCCAAACUUCUCCUUCUUAAAUCUGAGAGACACAACGCUCGAGCCCAAGCCUUUAACAGAAACCACAACUACUAAGAAAGUUGUCAUCAAGACCAUUGAGACCAGAGAUGGUCAGCUGAUCAAUGAAUCCACUCAGAACCACGAUGACCUGUGAACAAACGGUUUAUCUUGCACUGCAAUCGAUCAACUGCAGCUCCGUGUGUCUCGAUUUAAUGUGAUGUGACCCGUUUCCAAGUGCCUUUAUCUGCCUAAAACAUAUAUUAACCCAGUAGAUAAAAUGUGAUAACACACAAGCAUGACCUGUAGAAUAAACUGUGAAUCUUUUACUCUCCGAAAGUAAACCCUUAUACCUAAAGAGUGCACAUUACUGUACAUAUCUGUAACUAUGUACUGUACCCCCUUUUAAAGAGUAUCAUCCCAGUGACAGCUUUUGUACCAUUUUCUGAUUGUGUUUAAGUGCCUGAACCCGCUUUUAUUUUUCUUGCAACAUUAGUGAGCCAAACAUUAAACAUAACUUAG